Molecule: messenger RNA, 3419 nt
Organism: Notolabrus celidotus (New Zealand spotty)
Lineage: Eukaryota; Metazoa; Chordata; Actinopteri; Labriformes; Labridae
Gene: thbs4a
Product: thrombospondin 4a
Exons: 23
Coding region: 172-3081 (969 amino acids)
Biological process (GO): cell adhesion
Cellular component (GO): extracellular region
Molecular function (GO): calcium ion binding
Source: RefSeq, a predicted model, not a curated record
AAAAUCACCUCACCUCUGCUGAGGUUUUGCCUCAACAUCUGGAUUUUUCCAUCAUUACAUGGACAGUUUACUAAUAGGUUAUUAGUCGGUGACAUAGAGGAUAUAAAGGACACUCAGUUCUUUCUAAAGGAAUCCAGCUUCGCCUGAGGUGUAUCCUGUACUGAAGCACUGAUGAUGGGUCUGUGGGCCAGAGCAACAGCUCUGUCUCUGCUGCUGCAACAGCUGGUGCUCACUGUCACAGCACAAGGCAUCGUCUAUGACCUGCUGGUGUCUCCAGACUGCCUGCCUGACUUACUCCAAGGGAGUCUGAAGAACAAAGGGCGAGAUGAGGCUUUCUUCCUCACCUCCUUCAGGCUCCACAACAAGGCCCCCACCUCUCUCUUCAGUGUCAUCAACCCUCAAGACAACACCAAAUAUCUGGAGCUGAGUGUGCAGGCUAAACCGAGCAAAGUGUUUUUCGCUCCAUCUAUAGUGAGCAUCCGUUACCAGAAGACUGACGGCAGAUUCAGCACAACCAGUUUUGAAUACCCCUCCCUUGCAAAUGGCCGGGAUCACCAUGUGAUGCUGCAUGCCAGCGGUCUGCAGCGCGGCCCUCCUCGCCUUCAAAUCUACAUAGACUGCAAACUGGCACACACUUUGGAUGAUCUGCCGGCUGCGUUUGGGUCCAUCCCACCAGGUCCCAACAAGGUGGCACUAAGAACCAUGCAGAUGAGGGGACAGGAUGAGCUGACAGACUUGAAACUGGUUAUUGAAGACACCAUAGACAAUGUGGCCACUCUGCAGGACUGUUCAAUGGAUCACAGUUCAUCUCGAGCUUCUGCCAGAGAGGCUCUGCAGCUGCUGGGUAUCCAGGGCGGCAGCAUGGCACAGGACCAGGUCACCAUGCAGGAGCUGAAGAGCAUGUUAGCUGAAAUGAAGCAGUUACUCAACCAGCAGAUAAAGGAGACAAAUUUUCUGAAGAACACCAUCACAGAGUGUCUUCCUUGUGCAGGUCUAGGGGGCAGUCCAACCAACACAGGUCCAGCUCCAACUCCAGGGCAGUUUGUCAUGCAGCCUCAGCAUCUGACUAAAUGCCCACUGGGUACCUGUUUCACACAGAGCAUGUGCAUCCCUACAGGCUCUGGGGAUUUCCAGUGUGCUCCCUGUCCAGAUGGAUAUACAGGAGAUGGGGUGUACUGUGAUGAUGUGGAUGAGUGUCAGUUUGGGCCGUGUUUCCCUGGUGUGCAGUGUAUAAACACUGCUCCUGGUUUCCGCUGUGCGCAGUGUCCUAUGGGAUACACUGGACCAGAGUUAAAUGGAGUGGGAGUGACUUAUGCGAAGACGCACAAACAGGUGUGUGAAGAUAUUGAUGAGUGUCUUGGCCCACCUGAGAAUGGAGGUUGUACUGCUAACUCACACUGCCACAACACCAUGGGCUCUUUCCGAUGUGGAGAUUGCAAAACCGGAUUUAUAGGCGACCAGGUGAGCGGCUGCCAAGGAACCAGGCUUUGCCCCAAUGGUCAACCAAACCCCUGUGACAUCAACGGAGAGUGUGUGGUGGAGAGAGACGGCAGCAUUAGCUGCAGGUGUGGUGUUGGUUGGGCAGGUAAUGGCUAUGUGUGUGGAAAGGACACUGAUAUUGACGCAUAUCCGGACAUUAAUUUGAAGUGCAGAGACAACAACUGUGUGCAGGAUAACUGUGUGUUUGUUCCAAACUCUGGUCAAGAGGAUGCAGACAGAGACGGGCUGGGGGACUCCUGUGAUGAUGAUGCAGACAGUGAUGGCAUCAUUAACAUAGACGACAACUGCUGGCUUGUUCCUAAUGUGGACCAAAAGAACAGCGACAAGGAUCUCCAUGGUGAUGCCUGUGACAACUGCAGAACAAUUGAAAAUCCCACUCAAAGGGACACCGAUAAAGAUGGGCUUGGAGAUGAGUGUGAUGAUGAUAUGGAUGGAGAUGGUUUGAAGAAUAUUCUUGAUAACUGCCAGGGAGUUCCUAACCCGAACCAGGAAGACAAAGACAAGGAUGGAGUAGGAGAUGCCUGUGACAGCUGUCCUGACAUGUUCAACCCUAACCAGUCUGACUCAGAUGAUGAUCUUGUAGGAGAUACAUGUGACAACAACAUUGACAGUGACGGUGACGGCCACCAGGACUCAAAGGACAACUGUCCCUCAGUCAUCAACUCCUCUCAGCUGGACACAGACAAGGAUGGGAUGGGAGAUGAUUGUGACGAUGAUGACGAUAACGAUGGCAUACUGGAUGAUGAAGACAACUGUAGAUUGGUCCCCAACCUGGACCAGAGGGACACAGAUGGAAACAAUGUUGGAGACGCCUGUGAAGGAGAUUUUGACAAAGAUGACGUCAUUGACAUAAUUGACCACUGCCCAGAGAAUGCUGAAGUCACCCUUACCGACUUCAGAGCCUAUCAGACUGUAGUGCUGGACCCAGAGGGAGACUCUCAGAUCGACCCCAACUGGGUGGUCCUGAAUCAGGGCAUGGAGAUAGUUCAGACCAUGAACUCUGACCCCGGUCUUGCAGUUGGCUACACAGCGUUCAGCGGGGUUGACUUCGAGGGUACCUUCCAUGUAAACACAGUGACUGAUGAUGACUAUGCUGGCUUCAUCUUUGGCUACCAAGACUCCUCCUCCUUCUACGUGGUGAUGUGGAAACAGACAGAACAGACCUACUGGCAGGCUGCGCCCUUCAGAGCAGUCGCUGAUCCUGGAAUACAACUCAAGGCUGUGAAGUCUAAGACAGGUCCUGGUGAGUACCUGAGGAACUCCCUCUGGCACACAGGUGACACCCAAGACCAGGUCCGUCUCUUGUGGAAGGACCCAAGAAAUGUGGGCUGGAAGGAUAAGGUCUCCUACCGCUGGUUCCUCCAGCACAGACCACAGGUUGGAUAUAUCAGGGCUCGCUUCUUUGAAGGAUCAGACCUGGUGGCAGACACAGGGGCCAUUAUCGACACCAGCAUGAGAGGAGGGAGACUGGGCGUGUUCUGCUUCUCACAGGAGAAUAUAAUCUGGUCAAAUCUGAAGUACAGAUGUAACGACACCAUUCCUUUAGACUAUGAAGAUCUCAACGCACAAAACACAGACUGAAGCAGAAGGAAGAGGCUUGUCUGAGCAUGGAAAAGAGCAUAGCUGAGGACAAUGGAUGAACACACAGAGAUAAAUAUGAGGGAGCAUAAACAGAAACUCUUUGAUGAUAGCAUUUCAAAUCUGUCAUUUGUGUAUGAGGAUCUUAAGAGAGCACUACCUGGGGCAUUAUAUACUUUUAUUCAGUUCAGGUGGAGCCAGUACAUUCCUGUUAAGGUCUGUGUAUGUCUCUGGAAUAUCACCUGUGAUCUGUCACCAUUCUGAGUACUAUUAAUGUUGAUGUACUUGUCUUUGAAUAUAAAGUAAGUCCAAUAAAAUGUUGAGCAUUUCACAAAAACAAA